Messenger RNA from Anopheles coluzzii, 3398 nucleotides. RefSeq lists its product as uncharacterized. The record is from RefSeq and is a predicted model, not a curated record. Gene Ontology annotation, biological process: proteolysis. Bases 130 to 3222 code for a protein of 1030 amino acids. Gene Ontology annotation, molecular function: serine-type endopeptidase activity. The transcript is spliced from 5 exons. Lineage: Eukaryota; Metazoa; Arthropoda; Insecta; Diptera; Culicidae.
AAUCGUGUGAGAGCAGUGUUUCAGAAACUGAGUUUUGCUAUAGUAGUCAUCUGGUGCAGUGUGUUUCUUGCCAACUUCGAUCGUGCUCACAACUCAACACAGAUAGAAGGUUGAGGAUUGAACUCAAUUAUGAAGACGUUCAUUGUGUUGAGUCUGGCGGUGGUGACACUGGUGGCCGGUGCCAGCCUCGAAAAAGCUAACCCCACCAAGGAAGCCCAGGAUCGCAAGCUGGACGAAAAGAACCAUGCCAAGCGUGGUCUGAUUGACUACGGCUACGGUUACGCCAAAGAACCUGAGCUGCAGGGAGGCUUCAAACCAUCGUUCGGGUACGACAUCACCGUCGGUCAGCAUCAUGUACCACAGUUCAAGACGUACGCUGUCCCCGAGUAUCGUCACAACCAGUACGCACCCCUGUACAAAGAACCGACCGUGUACAAUUGGAAGGAGGAAAAGCACACCAUCAUCACGAAGAAGGUCCCGGUGCCGUACCCGGUGAACGUGGAGAAGCAGGUGGUGAUUGAGAAGAAGGUCCCGGUGCACGUACCGGUGAAGGUGCACGUCCCGUACCGCGUCGAGGUGGAGAAGAAGGUCCCAGUGUACGUGGAGAAGAAGGUGCACGUCGAUCGUCCGGUGCCGUACCCGGUGAAGGUGAAGGUGCCGGUCUACCACAAGGUGGAGGUUGAGGUCCCGAAACCUUACCCAGUGCACAUUCCCAAGCCGUACCCGGUGUACAUCGAGAAGGAGGUUCAUGUUCCGGUCGUCCACCGGGUGGAGGUGGAGAAGCCCUAUCCGGUGUACGUGGAGAAGCCGGUGCUGGUGGAGCAGGUGGAGUCGCACGAGUCGCACAGCCACGAGCACAGCCACGAGCAUGAGCACAGCCAUGAGCAGGUGAGCCACGAGCUGCACAGCCACGAGCAGGUGAGCCAUGAGCUGCAGGGACAUGAGCUGCAGAGUCACGAGCAUAGUAGCCACGAGCAGGAGCAUGUCGUCCAUCAUGACAUUCGCCCCGUUGGUGUCAAGUCGACCAACUUCAUCUCGGAGCCUAUUCACGUGGAAGACCAUCACGAGCACCAGUAUGGUGAGGAGUCGCAGAAGAUCGAGCGCAAGGUGGAAAGCGAUCAGAAGGCGGCGGCCACCACCACCACCGGAGCUGCUGCUGCUUCUGCCAGCGAACAGAAGAAGGAUGCGGAAAAGCCUGCCGAUAAGGAGUCGUCGCACAUACCUCCGGAUACAGUACGAUUGGCCGAUACAGAUCUCGCUAGCACAAGCGAUGACGAGUUCGCACAACAAAUCCCAAUCGCACGCAUUAUCAAACAUCCGCAGUAUCAAUGGUCGCGAAAGUACUACGAUAUUGCCGUUGUUGAACUCGAGGAGUACGUUAAACCAAACAAAGCAAUUUGUGUUGCGUGUCUGUGGCGUGAACCAAACGUUCCGGGAGACCUAAUGGAUGCGGUUGGCUUUGGUGCUCUCGGGUUUGGAGAAAGGCUCAGCUCAACCCUGCAGAAGAUAAAACUACAGGCCCUAGACGAGACGAUAUGUGCUAAACGUUUACCGGCCAUGCGACGCGAAAUGCCGGAAGGCUUGCGUGACGAUCAGCUGUGUGCACAUAGUGCAACCAUGGACACGUGUGAAGGCGACUCGGGAGGCCCACUGCAAACGGAUCGAACCGAUUUGUUAGGCAAGACGUACGCGCUUAUAGUAGGAGUGGUAGCGUUUGGCACUCCUUGCACUAAUGGGUCAACGGGAGUAUACACCAGGGUUAGCUCGUACCUGGAUUGGAUCGAGGAAGAAGUAAAAGAGUCUCUUAGCCCGGAGGUUUGUAUUGAGGAGGACUAUUGCAAUCGUAAAAUGAACCCAUCCGUGCACGGUAAGGUUGACAAAAUAUGGGAAAGAAGUCGCGUAGGGUUGCUGUGGCAGGAAUACGAAACGGACAUCCAUCAGUGCGGUGGACUCCUGGUUGACUACCAGUUUGUUAUCACAUCGGCGAGCUGUCUCAUUACGCUUCUCACCCUGUCGCUGGCAAAUGCGCACCUGUUCAAGAAAAAGCUCGUCUUAACGUCCGAAUCUGACGGAGGGCAUGGCGGCGGCGGUGGAGGCAGCUUUUCAUUGGGUGGCGGAAGCUUUGGCCUUUCCUUCGGUGGUGGACUAGGAGGUGGUGGUGGUGGAGGUGGCAGUCACGGAGGCUCUACUGGAGGAGGUUAUGGUGGCGCAUCUGGUGGACCUGGUUACUCCAGUGGAGGAUACGGAGGAGGUGCGCCAAGCCAUUCGGGCGGUGGCGGAGGUGGUGCCGGCAGCAGUGCAUUUGCAAGCGCUAGUGCCAGUGCAAGUGCCAAUGCCGGUGGUGUUUCUGAAGGACAUUCGGGACAGGGUGAUUAUUCCGGUUACGGACCGGCUCCAGCGGGAUCUGCUGGACAUGGACAUCAUGGUGGCUAUGGUGGCAAUGGUGGUUAUGGUGGUGCUGGUAGUGGUGGAGCUGUUGGUGGACAUUCAGUGCAUACUCCUUCGGAUCAUCUUACUCCUCCGGCCCAGUCCGGCAGUAGCGGUGGCUACCAAGGAUCGGGUGGCGCUUCUCACGGCUACUCCAACAGUUUCGCCAAUGCCGGAGCAGCUGCAGGAGCACACGCUGGAGCUCCGCAAGGAUCUGGUGGCGGAUCUUAUCAUGGAGGAUCACAACCGGUAGGAGCACCAUCCGGUGGACACGGUGGCCAUGGUGGCCACGGAGGAGGGCAUGGUUUCACGAAACAAAUCACCAUCACCAAGCAUGUCGAUCAAAGUCCUCCACCGCGUCCGAUUGUGAUUGAAAAGCCCGUACCUGUGCCGGUUGAUCGUCCCUAUCCGGUGUACAUCGAAAAGGAGGUACCGGUGACGGUGGUGAAAGAGGUCCCAGUGCACUCCGGUGGUGGUGGUGGUGGUAGUGGUGGUUAUGGAGGCGGUGCCGGACACUCCAGUGCAAGUGCUAGUGCAAGUGCGCACGCUAGUGCAAGUGCAGGAAGCUUCGGCGGUGGUUACGGUGGCUCCAACGGUGGUGGCUAUGGUGGUGGUGGAGGUGGUAGCGGAAAUGUUGGCGGAGGUUACGGUGGUGGACAUGGAGCAGGAGGUAGUGUUGGUUAUGGCAGUGGGGGUCAUGGUGGAGGCCACGGUGGCGCAUCGUUUACCAAGACGAUUACACUGGAGAAAACCUUCAACAAACACAAACACCAUCUACAUCAUCAUGGAUGGUAGGCUGAGGAGUGAUAGAGUUGGUUACGUUUGAAAAUGGGUGGAAAUUUAUGAUGACUUGUUGGGAUUUUUAACCCUUUCCAUUCGAUUGCCAAGCGAAAAGCUUUACUGAUGUAUUGAACCUAAUUCUAGCGAGUGUGAAGAUCAUUCGAAAAAUAAAAAAAAAUGCUAAUAGAUUA